ACAAAUAAGAAUGGCUCCUUUCUAGAUGUCCAUGUUUUGUUGCUAGGUGCAAAUAACAACCGAAAAAAUAUUCGAAGUUCAUACAUUGUUUAGCAGAGCAGUAUUGUAACAUAUUUUUAUGUGAAUUUGAAAAUAAUCGAACAUUUAUUCUCUGCAAUAUAUUCUUUAUACCUUUUUCAAACGAAAUUUCUAAAAUAUUGAUUUUGAAUUUUGAGUGAAACUUAAUAAAUUUAAGUAUUAUUAACUGAUAAUUUUAUUAUUAAUAAUACUAAAUAUUAAAGAAUGAAAAUGGUUGAAUUGAAAUUUAAAAUAAAAAGUAUUUCUAUCGGCUCGAGAAUUAGAACAUCUCGCCAUAUUUUUUUCUGACUUCAUGACAUUUCAAGAGUCUUAUUUUAUGAUACUAAAUACACUAAAUAGAAAUUAAAGUAAAAAGUGUGUCAUAAUCAUAAAUGAUCAUGUCACAAAGUUAAGUAAGUCCAAGCAACAUUCUUCAAGUCACUUCAACCGAAUUUUCUCGAGGCUGGCUGAAUAAGGUACGGAGAUUUAAAAUACAUUGUCUUUGACUUAAACAAUUGAAACAAUAAUAAUAAACUAAUAAUUAAUAAUAAAUUAGUAAUUCCCCGAUUUUAUCCUAUAGCCUAUAACUUAUGUUGUCAGCAUUGUCAUUGUUGAAAGUUGGGACAAAAUUGUAAACUACAUCAACUUUUUCCGCAUUGAAUGUCGAAAUUGGUUUCAAGCUCAAGUUUAGCUUGGAGGGCUGAGGCCUUGAUGCCACUGAACAACCUAUUUAUGUUGAGGCUGAUGAAACAUAUUAUUUUCUUCGGAAAAAUCAUUGUAGUUGUUGCCGUUGCGGCUCUUGGGUUGUUGGAAUAGGCUCAAAGAACCUGUUUUCAUCCAAUUGUUGAGUCACAUUUGGAUUUCACCAUGUAUUUGCCAAAACAUUAUUGAACUGCUAAAGUGACUGCUCAUUCGAUUCGUUUUUAUUCGUGUUUUGAAUUUGGAACAGACGUUUGAAGGAUUGCCUAAUUAUCUAAAAUAUAGCCUUUUAAUUUAAGUAUUGCAUAAUGGUACCAAAUCCUAGUAUAUAUAAUAUAUGUAUAUAAUUUUAAUCAUGUAAUUUAUGUAGAAGUAGUUCAUUUAAUUAAUAGUAAGGCCCUACCUCUAAUUUGACUAGGACUGUUAAUAUUAUAUCUAUACUUAUUAAGACAAUUAUUAAUAACACGAGCAGGGUAUUGGCCCUAAUCAGUGCUUUUUUUUUGCCAAAGUACCCAAAGAACAAGUCAGAACAUAGUUCCGACUCAUAUUUUCAGCAGAAUUUAAUUAUUUUUAACCACUUCCUUACUGAUGACAUUUACGCGAUGUCGCGGUCACCCACUUUCAAUUACCAAGGUUGUCAACGUGUGUCAUCAUAACAAAAAGUGAAAGAACUUUUCUGAAAUACCAAGGACGUCACGUCGACCUCAAAUUUCAAUGCUAUAUAUUUCCUUAUACGUCAAUAUAUAGAGAAGUAAAAAAAGCGAAUCGGAUAGAGAAUGAAAUAUACCGAAAAUUUCAUCUUUUUAAAAUUUUUUUGGGUAUAUUUAUAUAUAUAUAUAUUUAUUUUUAUAAAAAUAAAAAAAGAAGAACUUUUUUUAUUGCUGAGUCAGCAAAAAUCGAUGUCCACAACCUAGUGGUAAUGUAGGGGUUAAAAUAAAAUUAGAGUUCUGGCACGUUUUUUUGUACCAAAAAACAUUGGCCUAAUAUGUAAUAAAUAUCAAUUAAGACUGAUUUCCAUUACGUUGAUGACGAUAGUUUCAUGGCUGCACUGUGUUAUCAUACAAAACUAAAACUUCAUCCAUUUUUCUAGUAGCAGUUUGUUGGGGAAUGUUAAUUAAGCACUGAUACUGAUAUGUAGUCCUCUAUUAAAAAGAAAUAAAGACAUAUCACAUAUAUUUAAUUCUUAAGAUGUAUAGGCCUCACAUAAAUUAAAAUAUUUUCAUCUCUGCACCCAGAUGUAGCACAUAGUUGGCAACCACAGACACAAUUAAAAAUAAUAAUGGUCAUCAAUUUAAAUAUAGGCCUACAGUUUUGAUGAGUGGACUAGUGUCAAGUUUUUCUUACAAAUAUCAAUGUUACUGACAUAAUGUAUUUUAGGCAGUUACUGUCAAUAAAUUCAAUACUAUUAAAAUCAAUUUUCUCUAGGAUUCAAACAUAACAUAAAUUUUAACCAAAUUUAGUUAUUGAAUAACUAAGUAAUUGAUUAACAAUGAUUAUAAAUUCAUACAUUAUUUUAUUAGUUUAUGAUUGAUUUAAAAAGUGGUAGGGUAACAAUCAAUGACAUAGCUAGGACUAGUAGCCCAGGGGUGGGCUAAGAUUUUUGUCGCCCCCUUUAAUGAAAAAAAAACUGGUGGGUGCCAAUCAAAAUAAGGACAUAUGUACUGCCAGAGUGGACUGCCCCCUCUGCAUCCCCUUCUUACGUCACUGCUAAAAAUGUUUACCUGAUAACUAAGAGGUGGUGGGAUUUUAAUUUUCUCUGGUACCCAGCUGUGGUAUAAUUUUCCACUUUAUUAUUGCUUCGGUUUUCCCAAGAGCAUUCAUAGUAUUAAUUUAGAAAAUAUGUUAAAAAUUUGACUGUGCUCAUGAAUAGCACUAAUAAUGUACAUACAGUAAUAUUCAACAUUCCAUAUUUCCAGUUGCAGCUGAUAUGUGAAAUAACAAGGCAUACACAAUGGGUAAUUGUGUUUCACAGCUCAAAAAGAAAAAAGAGCCAAACAGGUGAUUUGGAUUUUACUUUUGUACUUAACAACUCAUUUAAAACAGCUAAUCAAACCUUAAGACUCAAGAAGUAAAUGAUCUACUUUUGAAUUAAUUCAAUCUCAGUGUCUAUGCAUUAAUUAAACAAUAUUAUUGUUUUUUUUAUAUUUUAACUGAAGCCACACAUUUUUCUUUUGUGAUGCCAGGGAUGAAGAAAGUUGGCAGUUGGCAAUUUUGAAUAAUCUUCUAUUCAAACAAACUUGCAUUUGAACAACAUUUCUUCGCAUAAAUUGAUUUAGUGCAAAUUGAUUUUGUAUUAGUAUUAGUUUCCAUAAACGAUAUACCUUAGUCCUUUGUUUCAAGUUAGAGUAGUUAAUAUUUGAGUUAAAUGUUGUGAGCUACAUUAUUUUAUUUUACCUAAAAUAUUGCCACACCAUCUAUUUCUUUUACAUUUUCUACAAAUUUUGAAUAAUCUUCUAUUCAAAUAAACUUGCAUUUGAACAACAUUCCUUCUCAUAAAUUGAUUUUGUGCAAAUUGAUUUUGUAUUAGUUUCCAUAAACGAUAUUCCUUAAUCCUUUGUUUCAAGUUAGAGUAGUUAAUAUUUGAGUUAACUGUUGAGAGCUACAUUAUUUUAUUUUACCUAAAAUAUUGCAACACCAUCUAUUUCUUUUACAUUUUCUACAAACUGGAUUGUAUUGGACUAUAUUAAAAUGAUAUGUCAUAUAGAAUAGAGAACUCAUCAACUUAGUUCUGUUUAGAUUUAAAGUCAGAAAGUUGUCGUAGAUGAAUUCAGUUGAAAAAUAUGGGUAUGAUCUAAACCCAAUAAGCUUUGUCUGAGAUUGACAAUAAAAAAAUUUACAUAUGAUUUAAACUGUUACAAUAGUUUGUCACCAACAUGAAAAAUUUGGAAAGCUUAAAAAUGUACUUAAAACUUACUGCAGCAAUAUCAUAUCUGUGUAUGUGCAGUGACUUUCUUUAAAAAAAUAUUUAUUCAAUUAAAAUUCACAGAGCUAUAACAUUAGCCAUAGUUGGAAUUGAUAAUGCUGGGAAGACAACACUAUCCUGUGUACUUGCUGGGGGUAUGAAGCCAAAUCGUUUUUAAUUCCUUGCUUAAUUUAUUUAUAUUGUAAUGUAUCAAAGGGUGUAUUAUUUAUGUAUUGCACUGAUUUCCAACGCAUAACCAAUUUUUUUUAUUGCUAGUUCCUUGAUGGCUCUUAAGUAACGUGAUUGGUUAUGUAGACGUCAGAAUAUCUUUUAUGAGACAAUUUCUAAAACUUUGAAAAGAAAUGUCUUAUUUUCUAUUUAGGGUAAUUAUAAUGUUAUGUUUAAAUUUUAAAAAAAACAACUUUAUACCAGGUAACAAUUCAUCUAAGCGUGGAAACAAGAGUGUUUAAUCAUGUUAGUAAUUAGGCUACAUGCCAAAGUUAAUUUAUGUCACUGUUCUUCUCAUAUUUCCUAAUACAGAGCAAAUAGACCCUGAUAUAGCCCCGACUGUAGGAUUUCGCAAUGCCAAAUUUAUCAAUUCUAACUUUGACAUCAUUCUUUUUGAUGUUGGUGGAGGAAAGAACAUAAGGCCCAUAUGGAAGACAUACUUUGGAGAAGUAUUUGGAAUAAUGUAUGUUGUGGAUUCCAGCAGCCGAGAUCGCUUGUUAGAAGCCAAAGAAGUAUUCAAGGAAACCUUAGAACAUCCACAGGUUUCUGGAAAACCUGUUCUAAUGUAAAUAUAGAUAAGCUUGUGUAUAUAAUUACAUCUGUUGUCUCCAGAUUGAUCUCAAUAUCAUAAAGUCUGAAACUAAUUAUUUAAAUAUCAGAGCACCAUUUCUAUUUUUAGUCCAUCAAACAAAACUAUCCGUUACGUUUAACACAGUGGGUUGUACCUUUUAUCUUUGUGCUUGUGAAUAUGGAUAAGUUCAGAGUCAUCAUAUUUAUCAUUAGGAAGAUACUUUUUUUAUGUUUAUGGCUAUACUUUUUGAAUGUUUGUGGUUGUAACAGACCAUGUUUUCACAAGAAACCAGAGAGGUAGCAUGAGUGAACAGUGAACUGUGUUGACCAUAUUUUCCACGAGGAGAGAGAGUGAAUUGUAUUUUUGUGAAGCAAAUGUGAGCUCCACGUUUUUGGAGAGUAAAUUAUGUUUUUUGGUAAAGCGGUCGUUUCCACGCUUUGCUGGUAAUAAAAGGGGCAGUUGAGAUAGUAGAGCGGAGGGUAGCAGAGUUAUAGCGGAGUUGUAGCAGAGUGAGGACGUGUUUUUCUGAGAGGUGGAAUAUUAUAUAUAUAUAUGAGAAAUGAUUACAUUCAUGCAAGGAUUAUUAUUAAUAUUAUCAGUGUAAAGUGUGAUAUAAUAAAGUACUGUAAGUUUAACCAGAAUUCAGCAUACUUCUUUGCGUGACUGGAUAAGUGACUGGAAGAAUGGAAGAAGUCUUAGCCGGCAUCCUGAAUCAUUAAUGUAAAACAAGUGACCAUGCUACUGACAUAACGCCCUAAGAAACAAUGAUGUCACACCAUGUGUUACAAUGGUGUCAGAGCAUGCGUUACAAUGGUCUUUAAACCCGUUCCGAAGUUUGUAUAACUGUACGCAUAUCUGUUGCUGUUAAUUGCUGGUAGGAGUAAAAACUUGCCAAGUAGGAAUUAAUAUGUCAUAAUUGAUUUCUCACCUCUGUCCAUCGUUUCCACAGCCUGGCUAACAAAGUGGACAAGGAAGACCAUUUGAAAGAACUGGAUUUAGUAAAUGGGCUUGAUCUAGAGAAAACUGUCAAUGACAACAAAUGCCCUUCUAAGCUGGUAGAGUAUCAAUAUUUUUUCAAGCCUUGCUAAAAUGUGUUUACAAUUAUUUUAUCACUUACAUUAUCUCAGGGGUCUCAAACUCAAAUUAUCCAGGGGCCGCAGGAGUUAGAGUCUGGGUGAGACUGAGCCGCAAAAAAGGGAUUACAAAUUCAAUAAAGUACAACUGUUACCCUUGUUAAUAACAAAUAAGAACAUUAAGGGUUCUCAAGAACUAGGCCGUCACAUUGUGUAUCAUUGUUAAUGGCAUUAUAUCCUAAAUAAUAAAAUAAAAUUCCCGGUGAUCUGAAAAAAUAUUCAGCUUAUCAAUGCUAUGAAAAUGAUGACCUAUUGUUAAGACAAAAAAGAAUAAAAUAAAAAUAAGGCAAUGCGUAACUAUAAAGCAUAACUAUAAAACGUGUUCAAACAGAAGGCAUGGGCAGGCAAUAUUUAUGAAUUAUUGAUGCGAAAGGGAGGGAGAAUGAAUUUUGAUUUAUUUUUCAUCAUGGAAAAGGCCUUUUGACUAACCCUACUUUGAAAUAGAGUCCCAGCUAACAGGCUCGAAUUUUCCUCCCUUGUACACACUAGCGGCAAUUUUAAUAGGGUUCUUUGAUACUGUGUCAGAUUGCUACAAUUUACACAAUUAUGGUUGUGCAUUACCCACUAACUGACUUUUUAAACUUUUGACAUAUGUACAUACCAUAUUCGAAGCUUGUUUUCUCAAAACCGCACUUUGGCCAUGUUUAUCUCAUAAGAUGCUAUAAAAAAAGUUUGUCUGCUUUAAAACGGUCUUUACCAUCAUAAUAAAAGUCCAAAGCUAUACAAACAUAAUAAAAAUCAGAAUUAGACUAGUGAGAUUCAACUGAAACUGUCACGGAGGGUCACAUUAGAGAUAUGAGAAUGGGGAAAAUGAGCAGGCCCCAUUAACACUAAACUUUGCUGUUAAGUAGCGGGCCGCAAAAUAUCGUCUUGCGGGCUGCAAAUUGCCGCAGGCCACAAGUUUGAGACCCCUGCAUUAUCUCAUCAAAAUUUAAAUAAUAUUCUUAACUGGCAAAUGACUAUGGCUUUUGAUAGGUAAUGGUGUCAGCCCUAAAAGGAGUUGGAACUAAAAUGGACAAUGAGAUCCAAGAAGGACUCACCUGGCUCUUGGGAAAUAUUGGUACCAAUUGGAGCACUCUAGAGCCAAGGAUACAGGAGGACAUGAGACAAGCUAAGGAAAAGAGAGACAAAGAAAGGGAGGAACGUAGGGCCAGAGUUAAGAAACAAAAGGAGGAGAGGUACAUUUAUCUUAUUUGAACAAAUAUUUGUUUGAGGUUUUUGUUUGUAAAAGUCUUUCCUUUUCGUUUUCUUCAGCCAAUUUUGUUUCUUUUCUUUGGGAUACCAUACUUUAAAAAAAAUUUAGAGAUUAAAGAAUAUGCAAUCUUCUGUUUCUAAGAUGUUUAAUUUAAUUUUAUAUUCCAUCUAAAAGUUGUGUUCUCUCAUACACAUUUUCGAAGAAAUAGAAAAAAAAAUGAUUUAAAAACAAGGCAAACAUACUUAAAUGUUGUAACAUUAACAGAGAAAAGGCAGAGGAACUUGAGAGAUCAGCACUUGGUCUAGAGAAGAAGGAAGAGAGUGAAGAGGAGGAUAUUGUUGAUGGGAACCCAUUUAAGGCCCUGGACUUGGAUAAGUUGAAAAAAAAGGUUGGUGUGUUUCUAACAUAUUUAAACCUGAAGGCAGAUGCUUGGCAAAUCAAAAACUUUUAUUUAUGAUCUACCAUAGAUAAGGGUUGUGACACAACCAUGAGAAUCAUUAGUUAGGUUAAUAAGUGAACACUUUUUUUUUAAUAGCUUCAGUAAUUUUAAUGUAAGACCUGAUUUACAUAGAGGAAAUAUAAAUAGAUAAAUCAGAAAACGAUUCACUUUUCAUGUAAUGAACAUUUAUUUGGACAACAGCACUAAACACUUAAUUGUGUUUGCUUUUACAGGAGCAGUUAAUGAAAGAAGAAAAACGCCUGAAAGAAAAGAGAAAAACUCAUGGGGAUGACUCUAACUUACGCACCGCUGAUGAAACUCCUGGAUCGCUGAUGUCUAGUCAAAGACUGGACAUGACUCGUUUUGAUCUUGGCGACACAAGAGUUCUUCACAUGGAUGGGAAUGAGACUAAGCCUUCAGCUAUAAACUUCUUGAGUCGAAACAAUAGGGGCCCAGCCUUACCUCCCUUAGAACCACUGAAUUCUCGAUCCCAAGAGAAGUUGGUUGUUGAAAAAAAGAAAAGAAAGAAGAAGAAGCUCACUGAAUACAAUUUGACGUUCAAUGAUGAUGGUAACCAUGGAGAUGAUAUAACAAGUAGACUAACACUGCAGCCACCUAAAUCUGGUUUGUGGAGCAGAGAGAUUGAAGUGCACGAUCUUACACCUCGCAUUGCUAAACCCAAGGUAACAAAAGUUGUGAAAGGCAAAAGGAUAGACGAAGAGGAAGAUGAAAUUAAUUCCUACCCUGAUAUUGAAUCUAGACACAUGCAACUAUACAACGAUCUAGAUGACCGAGAGAAAACUGCUCUGAAACCUUUAAAAUUUGAUGACAGUACCUUGCCAAACAAAGCAAAAAAUGAAAUUAAUUUUAAGAAAGGUUUUGAAACAUUUCCCCGGGAUCUGGAAAGGGAGGAUUCUGUGUAUCGCAGGACCCUCAAGCAUGUCAAUCCACCUAAUCUGCAUAGUUUUGACGAAGAGAAGGAUGAAAUCACUGAAAGGGUGGAUGGCGAUGACAAGGACUUUCAUAAUGUUUUGGCAUCCAAAAAUAGCAAGGGCAAAAAUUCAAAGCAGUUGACAAAGGAAAGGGACCAUAGAAUACAAGAGAGUGAUGAAGAAAAUGAUACCUAUGAAUUACACAAUGCGCUUAAGGACACACUCCGUUUUCCUCGCAGCCCAAGAGAUGAAGAAGCACCAAGAGAUUUCCAGCAAGAGAUUAGAGAGUUACAGCAGCGCCAUCUCAGUGGACUUACCAAGGGAAGCCACAAUGGCUACCAUAAAAAUAUGCCUACAGAGGAAGAUGAAAAAAUAUACAGAAAAGGUAAACAGGAUUUGUCACGAGGUAAACUCUCACCAGUACCAAUAAAAGGUUAGUUUUAGUUUUGUUAAUUUUAACCUUAUUAUAAGAAUUGUAGUAGUUUUUAUUAUUGAAACAAAAGAUUUAUUAUGCCGUAAAUAAAAUAAUUGUUAGAAUUUUAUUAAGACGGUUAAUAGAAUUAAAAUUAUAAGAGAGCCAUUAGAAUUGAAAUAAGCCAGUAAUUAGAAUUAAAAUAGAACAGUUAUACGAAUUAAGAUGCGACAUUUAAUAAGAAUUAAAAGAGGACAGUUUUACAAAUACUGAAGGAAAAAAAAAAUUAUUUACAAUUUCAUCAGUAUUUAAUAUUUAGUUUUUCUUCUAAACCAAUAUUUAACCAUCUUAUAUCUUAUAUUAUUACAUGGUAUAUUUCUGUAUUUCUUUUGGCAGAGGAGAGAUCUCUUAAAGGUGAAACCUCAGACAGAUCAGAGACCAAAAGAAAGAAGAAGCGUAAUUUAUUGCGCUCAAAUAAGCUUGCACCCUCCGAUGAUGAAGAUGCUGAUUCUGCUUUUAGUGAAAAGUUUACUUCCCCUAGAAUGGUCCAGGAGAGAGGCUCAAGAAACUCAUCUGACAAUGAAACUCCUGUGAAGAAAAGCAGUUCAAAACUCACUCAGUUCCACCGGAACAUAUCUCAUGAUUCAGGUCAAAAUUGGUAUUUUAAUAAAUAAGUAAAUUUAAAAAUGAAUUAGAAUUUCAUUUAUUAAAAAAAAUGUCUUUAAAUAAAUUAGGAGUGUUCAACGCUUCUAUUCGUAGGCCACUCAAAUUACUCAAAAGGUUGUUCAUUCUUGCAAGAAUCACUUUUGUUGGCAUUCUCAAUGAGAGGCAAGAUAAGGGCAGUUGUCCCAUCCUGGAGUCAUUUUAACAUUAUUUCAUAUGGUUUUAUACAUGUUACAAAUUAAAGAAAACAGAAGAACACAAGGUAUGGAAAGAUAGAACAAUAAAAGAAUAAAAUUUCAGCUAAAACCCUUCCACAGAAGACAGGAACUAAGUUAACAGGAAGUUAAAAAAAAUUAUGUAUGUAUUAUUAAUGUGAAAAAUAAGAUUUUAACAGACAAUAAUUUUUAGGAAAAAUGUAAAAUAUAAAAAAUAAGAAAAGAAAAACAGGGAAAUUGAGGAUCACUAAUAAGGAAGAAUUUGACUGAUCCAUAUGGUGAUAUUAUGCAGAAACGCUAAAUUAAUUUGUUUUCCUUUCUGUCACUGGUGUGUUAGUGACGGAAACAUCUGAUAUCCCUUUGUUUUUAUCUCCGUUGAAAUGGGAUGAGACCACAGAAAGUUUGCCCUGUUCAAUAUCACAAAGAUUUUUAGUGAACCUAUCUGAUAAUCUUCUUCCAGUUUCACCCUUAUAACAGGAGCGGCACCUGGCCACACAAUCACAUUUAUUGCAUUUUGACUAACACGUGAAGUCCUCUUUGAUAGUAAAACUACCCUUAGGGAGGCUAAUAUUUUUGGUUUUGAGUGUCUGCUGAGGAAGACUCUUAGCCAAAACGUUCUUCUUUUAUUGCCAUGUCUUUCUAUUUCAAGCUUCCACAUAACUUGUUCCUCUAUUUCCUUCACACAGUUGAACACUGUCCUUCAUUUAUUACAAAUUCAAGUACUGUUAGACCAGACUGUUCAACUGCAAAAAUUACAGAGGCACUUAUAGGAACAUUGUUUGUGUUUUAAAUAAAAAUAAAUUGAAAGGCACCUAAAACACAUCACCAAAAAAUUAAUAAACAUCAUCCCAAGUUUGAUAUUUGGGAUUUUAAUAAUUACCAUUAAAAUUGAAUAUAAAAUAAAAUAAUAUCAGUGCCACUGACCAUGUUUGAUCCCUACUGAUGUUUGAAUAUUAAACUUAUAUUAUUUAUACAUCAUAACAGAUUUUGGAGCAAAGUGGGGACUGGCUGAAGACUUACCAGCUGUUGACAAUGAUUAUAAUGUUAGAAGGUUCCCCAACUUUGAUGACAGUGAUGCUGGGGAUAUUGUUUACUAGCAGACCACUGAAUAAAAGUGUUAAACUCAGGUCUUCUGUGAUGAGAGUAACAAUGCUAAGACUUGAAGUUUAUUUGUUUUAGUCAUAUUUAUGUUAAUUUUUUUCUUUAAAAAAUGAAGUUAACUAUAAGUAAUUAUCUCAUAAGCGGAGUUAAAAUCAGCAAGCUUCUAAUAAUGAAAUGUCAUUGCUGAAAAUACUCUUGAAAAUAAUUAAUAAUGACAAUAUAAUGUUGUUUUUUUCCAACCUUUUUGCAAGUUAAUAUUUUUAUGUAUUAUUAAUUUAUAUAAUGGAUGAUACAGAUUUUAAUGGUUACCUUUUAUUGAUUUUUAAAGAAUGAAAGAUUUCACUAUCGAGUAAAUAAUUUCCCUUUAAAACUUGAUACUUCUGUCAUUUUUGUCUCAACAAUUUGUAAUAUUGAUAAAACAAAGAAUUGGGAUUUUCUGUCUGCAUUUAAGUUAUGAAAUGUUAAGUCGUCUCCUUUUUUAAAUAUAUAAUAAGCUUCAUAUUUGUUUCUUUGUUGUGAAAUAGUCCUAUCUAAGAUCAAACCAUAAACCAACAUUUGGUAUUCACUAAAUUUUUGGAGAGAGAUAUAUUUGGAACAAUAAUGUAAAUCAAUAACUUUUUCUCAGGAACCAAGACAUAUUAUUUAAAUUCUUUAUUAUUUAAAAAAUAUCACUUUCUCCAAAGCAAGGACAACUUGAUAAAUCUUUUAAAAGGACAGACGCUGCAUUUAUUUAUAUUUUUGUUGUUUUUUCUUUUAACUUAUGUUUCAUGUAUUGAAACAUCUGAUUUAUUAUCGUUAAAAAUGAAUUAUUUAAAAUUAUUUUUCGUCACUGUUGUUUUGCUGAAUUAAAAUUUUAAUAUGAAAUGUAAAUCUGAUAGCUUAGUUAUUU
Messenger RNA from Lymnaea stagnalis (great pond snail), 11436 nucleotides. The record is from the annotation of a GenBank genome assembly. NCBI's taxonomy places the organism in Eukaryota, Metazoa, Mollusca, Gastropoda, Lymnaeidae.